CCUAUAUUAACAAUAUCAACAUUACUGCCUUAACAACAAAAUAAUAAUUACCUAAUAUACUAAAAUAAAUUUACAUGAAUAUCCGCCAUUUUGCAGAAGAAUAUUAUAGCCCAAUAAAAUGUGUACCAGCUCACAUCAGUUUAUACUUCUUUGUGUAUCUAGAGGAGAUCAAACGCAUUACUUUGAACACGUACAGAAGUAUACUAUUCUACUUCAGUUCUUACUUUUAUUGUUGGAGAUAAGAUAACAGGUAACGAAGAGAUUCAUUUAGUAUAAUUCAAGCUGCAACCAGCAUGGUUGGACAAUUAAGCUUAACGAUAAUAUCCGUGAUAAUUAAUAUCGUAGAAUAUGCAAGAGGAGACAACUUAUGGUGCUUCGACUGCAACACCGAUUUAAGUAAUGGCCACACGAGAGAAUGCAACGAUCCUUAUAUUCCUGCGCCAUAUUACGACCUGGUACUUUGUCCUCAAAAUGAGUCUCAACACUGUCUCAAAGGUGUCAUUGAGUAUAGGGACAUCCUGGUGACGGUACGUGGUUGCGUGCCAUCACGUGAAAUUGACGGAUACUGCAAACACGAGAAAUAUUUUCCGGAAUCCAACAUCGUGUGCUCGUUUUGUAACGAUUACGCUUGUAAUAGCCAACAAUCUCUUUAUUUAUUUAUUCCACAUAGUUUGCUAGUCUAUUUGUCCUUAGUUUUUCUGUUACUGUACAUCAAAUAACAUGUUUGCCAUAUUUUACGUCGAAGAACAUACAUGAUACUUGUUUUCAUUGAUAAUUAUAUUGGUAAAUUAAUAGAUAGCAAUUUUAUGUAUUUUCUUGUGAAUUUUUGGUGGAUUAUUUUUAAUGUAUUUAUGUGUUGAAUUAUUUGAUUCGAAUUGUUUAUGUUUGUUCGAUGAUAUAUGUAUAGUAUAGUGAUGUACCGUAUGUACGUGUACCAUAUGUGUACCAUAUGUACAUAUGAUAUGUAUGUAUACUAGAUUUAUUUGACAAUGUGCAUUAUGUAGAUUUAUAUAUAGUCAACAUAUUAAAUAUUUGUUGUUUAUAAAUUUGUACUUCAAGGAUUAUAA
Molecule: messenger RNA, 1067 nt
Organism: Megachile rotundata (alfalfa leafcutting bee)
Lineage: Eukaryota; Metazoa; Arthropoda; Insecta; Hymenoptera; Megachilidae
Source: RefSeq, a predicted model, not a curated record